This is a messenger RNA of Racocetra fulgida, 476 nucleotides long. Lineage: Eukaryota; Fungi; Glomeromycota; Glomeromycetes; Diversisporales; Gigasporaceae. The record is from the annotation of a GenBank genome assembly.
CUUUAAUAAAUAUUAGUCCAGCUUAUAGGGGACUUGAUCUUUUCAGCUGUAAAAUAGAAAAUGAUAUUGACUUAGACCUGACUCCAGUUUGCCACGCUUGGAUAGCAAGUGUAGUUUUAAAAAAAUAUGAGCAAAAGUUGGCUGAAUUAGAGCAACAUGAAUUGCCUGCUCCUCAGGUGAUCACUAUAUCAGAAGCUCAACAAUCUGCUGAGUCAGAACAAGAUGUUCCACAACAACAAACACAACUUUUAUUACAGAGUGGUUUACCAGAUCAAGGAAUUCCACUUCAAAUUGUUUUACCUCAAAGUGAACAUCAAGAGGAAUCACAAACUUCUCACGAAGUUGCACCUCAAGUAAUAUCUAUAAUUUUGACAAAAGAUGGUGAUGAUUCUACAGAUUCUACAGAUUCUAAUUUUCUUAUCAUUCCAAGACAACCAAAGUCAGAAACCUCCUCAUUACAUGAAGUUCCUCUCUAA